AGCAAAGUUGGCAAAGCCGCUUUUGCCAACAGCCAUCUUGCUUCGUUUGCCUGCGUCCGCCACAACCGUUUGUGUGGACAUUGCAAGCAGCCGCAUUUCCACACCACUGGAUUCGAACGCAAGACGAAGACAAAAGCAGGAGAAGCAGAGGGAACAAGGAACACACUACGUGAAGCGCGCAGCAAGAAGAACAAGAAGAAGACAACAACGAUGAUGAUGAUGUCGACACGCCGCAUCGUGAGCAGUGCUCGCACUGCCGUGCCUGCUAUUCGCCAGCAGGCUCGUGCCAUGUCCUCACCGACAGACCCGGAGCCCAACACGGAGGCUUCCCUCAAGUUCAUCCACCGUGAGGACACCUACGGCGCCCACAACUACCACCCUCUCCCAGUUGUCCUUGCCCGCGGCUCUGGCGUGUUUGUGUGGGACGUCGACGGCAAGCGCUACUAUGAUUUCCUCAGCGCCUACUCUGCCGUCAACCAGGGCCACUGCCACCCCAAGAUCGUCAAGGCCCUCAUCGACCAGGCCGAGAACAUGACGCUGACGUCCCGCGCCUUCUACAACAACAAGCUGGGCGAGUUUGAGCAGUUUAUGACGCAGCUCUUUGGCUACGACAAGUUCCUCCCCAUGAACACCGGUGUUGAGGCGUGGGAGACGGGUGUGAAGCUUGCUCGCCGCUGGGGCUACGACGUCAAGGGCAUCCCAGAGAACCAGGCAAAGGUUGUGUUUGCCGAGAACAACUUCCACGGCCGCACGCUCGCCGCCAUCUCCGCCUCCACCGAUCCAGAGAGCUACGGCGGGUUUGGCCCGUUUAUGCCAGGGUUCAUCAAGGUUCCAUUUGGUGAUCUCAAGGCGCUUGAGGAGGCUGUCAAGGACCCAACCGUCGCCGCGUACAAGUGCGAGCCCAUCCAGGGCGAGGCCGGUGUCAUCGUCCCCGAUGAGGGCUACCUGCGGGAGGCGCAGCGCAUCUGCCACGAGAACAACUGCCUCUUCAUGGCCGACGAGGUCCAGACAGGCUGCGCACGCACGGGCAAGCUCCUCGCCUGCGACUACGAGGAGGUGAAGCCCGAUGUUGUUGUGCUCGGCAAGGCGCUCUCUGGCGGCGUGUUGCCCGUCUCUGGCGUGCUCGCCAACGACGAGGUCAUGCUCACCAUCAAGCCCGGACAGCACGGCUCCACUUUUGGCGGCAACCCGCUGUCCUGCGCUGUGGGCAUGGCGGCCAUGAAGGUUCUUGUUGAGGAGAACCUCGCCGAGAACGCAAACAGGAUGGGCAAGAUCCUUCGCGACCGGCUGACGGCGCUUGACUCGCCGCUCAUCACUACCGUGCGCGGCAAGGGCCUCCUCAACGCCAUUGUCAUCAAGCCCCACAAGGGCAAGACUGCUUGGGAUGUGUGCAUGAAGCUGCGUGACAACGGGCUGCUCGCCAAGCCAACGCACGACGACAUCAUCCGCUUUGCACCCCCACUCGUCAUCAACAAGGACCAGAUUGAGGAGUGCGCAGACAUCAUUGCCAACACCAUCAAGGCCUUUGAGUGAUCACACACCGGGCGUGAGCGAGCGGGCAUUGUCGCCCUUCCACCUCGCUGCAAGCCAACUGCACUUUGCUUCAUGGAGUGAUCCGCGCGCGCGUGUGUGAUGUGUGAUGUGUGAUGUGUGUGUGUGUGUGUGAUGUGUGAUGUGUGAUGUGUCUGUGCGUGUAAUGUGUGUUGACUGGUGUGACGGACUCUCUCCCCGCAUCUCUGUGUUCGUGGUGUUGUGUCGCCUGUGUUUUCUGUUGCAACCACCAACCAAUACACAACACGUUUUUUGAACUUGGCGGCGUGCAUAUUCUAUGAAAAUAUCAACAAAUUGUCCACAACCAACUUCCCGC
Molecule: messenger RNA, 1867 nt
Organism: Salpingoeca rosetta
Lineage: Eukaryota; Choanoflagellata; Craspedida; Salpingoecidae
Product: ornithine aminotransferase
Exons: 12
Coding region: 211-1533 (440 amino acids)
Cellular component (GO): cytoplasm
Molecular function (GO): L-ornithine transaminase activity; pyridoxal phosphate binding; identical protein binding
Source: RefSeq, a predicted model, not a curated record